UCCUGGCAAUUUUUUUUGGGGGGGGGUAAGGGGGACGGAGCAGGGAAGUGAGAAAAUGCUCACGGGUUGCAAUUUCCUUUUGACUAAAAGGGAAAGAAGGAAGGGACCAGGACUUGGCCCUGGCCUGCGGGCACUCAGGGGAAUGACCAUCCCAGCUUCGCGAUUGGUUCUGGUUUCCUCUUCCCGAGAGACUGCAGCCCCCCCUCCCUUCCCCUCCCUUUUCCAGGCUAGGGCCCACCCCUCGCCUCGGUCCGCCUAGGGCUAGGGCUUUACCUUUCAAUUGUGAGGCGGAGAGGAGUCGGCUGCGGCUGCUUGCUGCUGCUGCUGCUGCUGCUCGGGUUCGGGGCUCCUGGGCCCCUGCUGCAGACCAUGGCAGAUCCGGCGGUCAGCUGCUUCCUCACCAAACUCUUGUGUGAGAACAAGGCGGGCUCCUCUGAUGUCCGGCAUUUGAGCCAGAAGAUCGGCUGGUCGGAGGCGCAGCUGAACCAGAUCCUGCAGGAGGCUGGGCCCGAGCGCUUCUUGCUGGUGGAGGAUGAGGACCCCACCGUAGCCGUGACUGUGGCGGUGAGCCCCUUGCGCCUCUGCAGCCACUACCUGCGGGACGAAUGUGACGGCUGCGAGAAGCUGCAUCUUUGUAAACUGUUCGUUCAGGAUAAGUGCAGGUUUAAGAAGCAGGGGUACAAAUGCAGAUUUUCCCAUGAUAUUCAUUUGCCUGGAAAUAGCAAAAUCUUGAAAAAUAAUGCACUUUUUGGCAUCAAUGAAUCAGAGCUCAAAGUCCUGCUUUUUCAGAAUGAUCCUUCUCUUUUGCCUGAGGUUUGCCCCUUCUACAACAGAGGUGUUGGGCCCCAUGGAUCCUGCAACCUCCAGGAUAAUUGCACCAAGCUUCACGUUUGUAAGCACUUCAUCUGGGGGGAGUGUAGAUUUCAGAAGUGCAAGCGAUCUCAUGAUCUACACGCGGAAAAUGUGUUGAAGUUGCUGAGGGAGCAAGGGCUGAGUCCCUCUGCCAUUUUAAACAUGCAGCGAAUCUGCAAGUAUAAACAUUCAGAGAUCUGCAAGUCCUUUGAUAAGAAGAAAGAUAAACGAACUGAGUCUGCUUCUACAAGCAAUGAGAAGACAAAAACCAGUGAGAUUUGCCUUUACUACAUCUGGAAAUUCUGCAAACAAAAAAAUAACUGUAGGAAUAUUCAUUACAAGCUGCCUUACCGAUGGCAAAAGUUGGAUGGCACUGUUUGGAAUGAUCUUCCCAUGAUGGAAGGGAUUGAAAAAAUCUAUUGUGACCCAAAGAACUCCAGAUAUGUUUCCCCAGCCCCAUCUCCUUCUUCUCCCUCAUACAUCAGUCUCCUGUUCAACUUGGCCCUUGGUCUUCCGCCUCUUUUCCCAAAUGUUGGAGUCCAAAUGGGAGAUCUGGAUAUCAAUUUUGAAACUAUGACCUGUGGUUUGAAUCAAGUGCGUCGUUUAUCUACCCCCUCCUCGGUCACCAAACCUUCCAAUAUUCUCUUAACCACAACAUGGCUCUGGUAUUGGCUGAAUGAUAAUGGUCAGUGGAUUGAAUAUGGAACCCAGGGUGAAAGUCAUCCUACUUCUUCAAUAACAUCUGUAGAUAUAGAAACAGUAUUCCUUGCUGAUUCAUAUGCCACUGUAGACUUUCAGGCGGGACAGCAGUUCUAUGAAAUCAACUUUAAAGAAAUGGUUCAGAGAAAUCUGAUAUGCCAAACCAAAAGAAAAGUAUGUAGGAGGCCAAAAUUUGUAUCCCCUGAAGAUGUGGACAAAAUAAGGAAACGUAACCAAGGAGAGGGAAGCUGGCAAGGUGCUUUCACUUUUGCGAUCCCUCCCUCCUGGGACAAAUCAGCUGUGCCAGAUGUUGGCUAUAAGCUUGUGAUGCUCAAUGAAACCUCUAAAGAAUUCAGUGAUGUCAAGAACCAAUUUGAAAAGACAAUGACAGGUUUCAUCAUUCAACGUAUCCAAAGGAUUCAGAAUUUGGCCCUUUGGCAAGUCUUCCAAUGGCAGAAGGACCAGAUGAAAAAGGUGAAUGGAGGGAAGGAUGUGGAUGAACGACAUCUAUUUCAUGGAACAAAAUACAUCCAUUUGAAUGACAUCUGCAGUCAUAACUUUGAUUGGAGGAUUUGUGGGACCCAUGCAACAGUCUAUGGCAAAGGAAGUUACUUUGCAAGAGAUGCAAGUUAUUCCCAUAAUUACUCAGAGUCUGAGACCAAUGUCAAAAUAAUGUUCUUGGCUCGAGUUCUGGUUGGAGUUUUCACUCAAGGAGAUUCAAAAUACGUACGGCCGCCAAUGCGACAGGGUACACAGAACACCUUUUAUGACAGCUGCGUCAAUAACAGAUUGGAUCCCACCAUAUUUGUGAUCUUUGAAAAGCAUCAGAUUUACCCAGAGUAUGUCAUAGAGUACACGGAGAAGAGUAAACAGUGCACCAUUAGUUAAGGCAAAAGAAGUCACUGUUUGCUCAAUUGAAUAGUUUGUGUGUGUGUGUGUGUGUGUGUGUGUGUGUGUGUGUGUGUGUGUGUGUGUGUGUGAAUAGUAUCAAAAUAGCUUUUUUACCUUCCUGUUUUUAAGGAAAGCAGUAAGUGAUCAUCUGGGACAACAGUUACUCAGAACUGAGUUGUAAAAGUCUUUUGUAGCGAACAGGUUUAAGAAAAAUCAUAUGUAACAUAAUUUCCAGAAAUAGAAUUCUGUUAUAAAUGAGCCCAAGGAACUCACUAUUUAAAGUUAUGCAACAUUGAAUCAUGAUGCAAAGAAAAGACCAACAAGAAACGUUUGAGGUCCAAAAAGUCACGACCUAAUUUAUGUGUUUCCAAAGUUUGGGUUUUCACUUGGAAGAUUUUCUUAAAAUGGAGGAGUUUGUUUUUGGUUUUGUUUUUUGUUUGUUUUGUCUUUUAGCUAGCACACUAAGGCAGGAAACCUCUUUUAGUUACUCUCCAUUGUUUUGCAGAGCUGGAGAGCUGAGGAUAGACAACCUGAUAAAUCCAUAAACAUUUAUUAAGCACCAGCUAUGUACCAGGCAAUGUGCUAAGUGCUAGGGAUACAAAGAAAAGUAGAAGAUAGUCCCUUCCCUCAAGCUCAAGCUCACAGUCUUAAUGAUGGAAACAACAUGCAAACAACUCUACAAAUCAGCUAUAUAGGGGAUAAACUGGAAAAAUCAACUAAGGAAAGGCACUAGAAUUAAAGGGAGCUAGAAAAGGCUUCUAUAAUGUAGAAAGCAGGAUUUUAGCUGGGACUUAAAGGAAGCCAGGAGACAGAGAUGAGGAAGGAGAGCAUUCUAGGUAUGGAAGACAGCUAGAGAAAAUGCCUGGAGCUGAGAGGUAGAGUGUCUUGUUUGUGGAAUACCAAGGCAAUAGUGUCACUGGACUGAUACACUGUGAAGGGUUGGGUAUAAGGUGUAAGAAGACUGAGGUAGGAGGGACCUACAUUAUGAAGGAUUUUGAAUGCCAAACUGAGGCUUUUGUAUUUGAUCGUAGAGGUGAUAGGGGAGCCACUGGAGUUUAUUGUCAUCCCAAUGGGGGUAACAUGGUUGAUUUGGUGUUUUAGGAAAAUCACAUUGGCAGCUAAAUGAAGAAGGGACUGUGAGUGGAGAGUCUUGUGACAGGCAGACUGACCAGCAGACUAUUACAGUAGUCCAGAUGUAAGGUGAUAAGAGCCAGGGUGGUGGCAAUGUCAGGGGAGAGAAAAGGGUAUAUUCAAGAGAUGUUAUAAAGAUAAAAUUAAUGGCCUUGGCAACAGAUUAGAGAUAGAGGGAGAAGUCAACAAUGACAUCUAGGUUUUGAGCCUGGGUGACUAGGAGAGUAGUUUCAUACUUGGUAAUAAUAAGGAAUGUUUUGGGGAGGAGGAUUUUUUUGGGAAAGACAGUGAGUUCCAUUCUGGACAUAUUGAAUUUAAGAUAUCUAUAGGACAUCCAGUUUGGGAUGUCUAAUCAAUUGGCGAUUUAAGACUGGAGGUGAGCAGACAGGUUAGUGCUGGAUAAGUAGAUUUGAGAAUAAUCAGCAUAGAAAUGAUUAUUGAAUUCUUGGGAGCUGAUAAGAUUUCAAAGUGAAAUUAUAUAGAGGGAGAAAAGAAGGCCCAAGACAGCCCUGUGGGACAUUCAGGACUGUCUGGAUAAAGAUCCAACAAAGAGGCAUUGAGAAGAGGAAGUCAGAUAGGUAGGAGGAGGACCAGGAUAGAAUAGCGUCACCAAAAAAACUAAAGAGAAGAAAGUACCAAGAAGAAGCAGAUGAUCAAGAGUGUCCAAGGCUGCAGAGAGGUCAAAAAGAAUGAGGAUUGAAAAAAAGCCCUAAGAUCUCACAUUUAAGGGAUCAUUAGUAAAUUUGGAGAGAUCAGUUUUGGUUGAAUGAUGAAGUCAGAAGCCAGACUGCAGAGAGUUCAGAAGAGGAUGAGAGGAAAGGAAGUGGACUGCCUUCUCAAAAUGUUUAGCAACAAGUGGCAGGAGAGAUGUAGGAUGAGAGUUAGUGGGGAUGGAUGGAUCAAGUGAGGGUUUUUUGAGUAUGGGUAAGACGUAAGUAUGCUUGUAGGUAGUAGACCCAAUAGACAGGGAGAUUAAAGACAAGUGAGAGAGUGGGGACGAUAGGGGAGGUAAUCUUCUGGGAGAAGAUGGAUUGGAAUAGAAUCACCUUGGCAAGAAGGACCACCCCUUAAUAUGAGACGAGGGGAUGAAAGAAAAAAUAGUGGCAGAAGGCAAGUGGGUGAUGUGAGAUGAGAAACAGAGAAGAAGAAGGAGCUAUUAGCAAAUGCCUCAUUUUUUUUUCUUCAGUAAAUCUUUUUUUCCUGGCUUCUCUACCUGGCUAAUCUUACUUGCAUCACAGCCUCCUUUUGUAUUUUCUCCAUGCCUAAACUUGGGGUUAAAGUAGAAACUCUGAGAAAGAGCCAGAGUUGAAAUGCUGGGAGCUGCUGUGCUGGAAUCUAGUGCCUAUUUAACACAAUGAUUGGUAUAUUACUUAUAAUAGGGCACUAAUUUAUUCCUUGCUACCCUAUGCUGGAAGGCUCAGUUUAAUGCAUCAUGACUACUGGAAAACAGAUAGUGGGCUAUGCUUUUUAAAAAACUCUUUAUAAGUCACGUUCCAAAAAAAAAAAUCUCAUAAUGGUAUUUGGCAGUAUCCUGCCAAUUUAUACAGUUAUAUUUAGGAAUUCCCUUGCCUAAGAAGGGAAAAUUAGGGAAAAACUUCCAAAACUUCCUAAACUUCUUCUUUCACCCAAACCUAUCUCCUACCACACUUUUCGGACUGUUUUAUGGACAUUAUCCACAGUGUGGUCUUUAGCUGAUGACAGCUUAAUUUAAGAACAUUAUUUUUUUUAAAAUGCUUUUAUUGAUAUUGUCAGCUGGACUAAAGCAUCUUCUAACCUGUGGAUAGCAGAGCUGAACAGAGAAGGUUAGAGACAGGAGAGUCAGGAAUCAAUCAGAAGUUUAAUUUCAAAGUGAGGGAAAUGGCUUGCAAGUAAGGAGAGGAUCUAGACACAUGUAUUGGACCUAGUGGGGGUCCUGCUUUAAUGUGGCCAAACCUUUAUUUAUAUACUCGUGGCUAGACAGAGAGUCAAACAGUAUAGUGUAGCAACAGUGAAGCAACGUUGUCUAGGGACAAAAAGUCUAUUCAUAGCAGGGCUUGGUGCUUACCUGAGCUUAGGGACCAUCAGUUCCGUGAUUUAGUUGCAGCAAUGUUCAUCCAGAGGGUAAGCGCAAAGGAUUGUUGUUAUGCCAAGCUCAGGGCACAGCUUGCUUGCUGGACCUUGGCUCUGGAAAACAGAAUGUCUCCUAAUAGUAUCCUGACAAUAUAAUAACUAAAGUAUCCAUGAUCUGAUCUGUGUGAUUUACUUCUUCCGGUAGGAUAGUUUUCAACCCAUCUGUAUUUUUUCAUUCUGUCUGAUUUUUGUCUAUGUUUUUCCAAAGAUCCUCCAUACUGGAUUUCUCAGUGUGCUGAAGGCCUGUCUCUGGUCUGCCCACUUGGCAUCCCUGACUUUCACUAUAUGAUACUUCCUAUUCCAUACAUACAUUUAAUUCUAGGAUGAUAUCCCUUUGUCACUUACUGUGUGCAAGUCAUUUUACUGAACGUAGUACAGUCUACAUAAGCCCAUCAGGUGUCUCUCCAUUGCCCUUUUAAUAUUUAUUGUUCAGAAAUGGUGUUUUUUUACAGAGUUGUAACUGUGCAGCAUCAAAGGGAAAACAAACCAACAAACCUGAUACUAAAAUGAUGGCCUUUUGUGUUGCAAGUAGCUUGGGAUCAUUGAAAGCACUGGGAAAUUUUCCAGCCUUCAUUCUUCCUCCUAAUCAAUUCUGUCCUCAGCUCACUGACCAUAUGCAGUCCCUGUCCUAGAUAAACAUACUGAUGCAUUAUCUUCAUGGAAUAUUAUGUUAUGUAUGUUAUAGUCUGGAAAAGAGGCAUGUCUAAAAAUUCAUUUGCUUUUUCCUGAAUAUAUUGUUAGGCCCAUCCCUUUUAAGCAGCCAUGGAUCUCUUUGAGGACGAGGUCAUGUAAUAUUUUGGCACUUGAUGCAUUUCCCAUAGUUGCAGGAACAUCAUUCAUCACAGGAACAUCUGGAGGACCUCACCGGCCAUAGUUCGCUUGGAUUUUGCAGGGUAUCUUCCACAACAGCAAUGAAUACCUUCUUCAAACAUGUUUCCAUGUUUGAUGCCUUACUUCAUAUUAAUAAUCGGAAGGUCAGUGAUGAACAGAGUUAGCACUGUGGUUACAUUAAUCAAGGGCUCUUUUAUAAUCCUUACACAUUUAUGAGAGAUUCAUAGCAUCCUAGGACUCUAGGAUCCAGAAUAAAGUCUAGAAGGGAUCUUGGAGGCCAUACAAUUCAAACUCCACAUUUUACAAAUGAGAAAACUGAGGACUAGAGAGUUUAAGUGACUUAUCCAGGGUCAUACAGGUGAUAAACAUCAGGGCUAGGAUUUUAAUCCCUGUCCUCUAUCUCUAAAUCCAACUCUGCCUACUGUACUAUGCUGCCUAUCUCUCUUCCUUGUUGGAAGAAAUCCAGUAAGAAAGUUUUUAUGGUAAAUAGGCCUGAAACUUCUGAAUAGUGUAUAAGCUUUUGGUCUCUUUUGUUUCUUUAAUGAACCAUUUUUAAACUUUUAAAAUAUUUUAUUUAUGCUCUUUUUUGGUUAUAUCAAUAUCACUUCCCUGUGAUAGCCACAUCCCCCAAUACUACCCUCUUGGAACAAAUAAGUAUAGUCAAACAAAAUGAAUCAACAAAUUGGCCAUUUGAAAAUGUAUGCCUUGUUCUACACCUGUAGUUCACCACCUCUCUGCCAGCAAAUAGCAGGCAGAGCUCUCUGUUAUUGUCAUUAAAGUUAUUCUUCUAUUUCUGCUUUCGUCAAUUUCUAUCCUUGAAUAUAUUUUCUGAUAUACUUUCCAUCAUUCCAUUCAUGUCGAAUCGAAGAUCAAAGAAUAUAUAUUGACUUUGUUGGAAGGAUCUUUUCAAAGUCUGUCCUCUACAAAAGAUAAUAGUAUAUAAGUUGUGUAUAAGCUGCAAUUGUCUUCAUGGGGGUCUUUUGGCUAUUGCUAAUCGUGAGCACCAAGAGGCAAGUUUUCCAUAAAUUUAUGUCUCCUGUUACUUUUGUCCAUGUGGUAAAGCCAACCUGAUCAUCUUUGUUUGCCUGGGAGACAUCCUUCCAUUCAUCUGCAACUUUCAUGUUUUCUGAAUUUAUAGAGAGGGUCAAUGUUGAUGUGGUUUGAUUCUUGCAGUAAUAUGACAGUUGUUACUGGACAAAAUUUUGCAUUUAAAAUAUCAAUAAUCAAAUCAAUCUUUAAAAAGUCUAAAAACUGUGAUUCUUAGCCACUUUCUGCCACUAUAUUGGGGCAGCAGAAGGGGAGGGCUAUGUAGAACUAAGUGCCUUUUAAAAUUUUCCUUGUUUCAUGGGGACAUAAUUUCAUAGCCAAAGAGCAUCAUUACCUAGUUGUCAACUUACUGGUGAUGAGUCUCCCUCAGCUUAGCAGAGUUAUUGUUCCUUGGACAGCAUUCUAAGUUCAUGACCAUAUUUGAAGCUGCUUUGAUUUUCUCCUCCAGUACAGUUUUUGCAAACCCAGGGUUACUUUCACACUAGAAUAAAGUACUCAUGAAGGACAUUGUGGUAGGUUGUUGAUGGUUGUCAAUGUUAUUCAUGGGCAGGUCUGUAACAAUGAAUUAGCAAUUAAUAUAUUGUACUUUUAUUUUACCUUAUAUGCAUGUGGCUAAUUGUUUUGAAGUAAUCUAUUCUGCCUUGACUGGCAGUCUUGCCACAUGAAUGUAUGUUUUCUGAGUCUGGCAUUGUGAUGUGAAAUAUAUAAAUUAUAAUUCUUUCAUGUCUAAGAAAUAGUCCCAAUCAAAGAUGAAGACUUUAUUGAAUUAAACUAUUAGUCAUGAGAAGAGAAGAUUAAACAGAAUUAUAAUGCUGUUUGUUCUCCAGGGAUAUCAUCCCAAUCUUUUUAACAUUUUUAAUCUGUAUUUGUAUUUAAACUGUGUCUUAAAGUCAUUUUGGAAAGUAAAUUUGUUACGUGAGGUGAUAUAUCAAUAGUUAACAUGAAUGAUGCAAAUGAGUGAAUUAAAAUAUAUUUAUUGAGUGCUUA
Phascolarctos cinereus (koala) is the source of this 8547-nucleotide messenger RNA. RefSeq names its product ZC3HAV1 like (gene ZC3HAV1L). Lineage: Eukaryota; Metazoa; Chordata; Mammalia; Diprotodontia; Phascolarctidae. Gene Ontology annotation, biological process: positive regulation of mRNA catabolic process; response to virus; positive regulation of type I interferon production. The record is from RefSeq and is a predicted model, not a curated record. Gene Ontology annotation, cellular component: nucleus. Gene Ontology annotation, molecular function: NAD+ poly-ADP-ribosyltransferase activity; RNA binding; metal ion binding.